Molecule: messenger RNA, 366 nt
Organism: Lathyrus sativus (Indian pea)
Lineage: Eukaryota; Viridiplantae; Streptophyta; Magnoliopsida; Fabales; Fabaceae
Source: the annotation of a GenBank genome assembly
AUGGCAGAUGGGUGGACUGAUCGUUGUAGAAGAACUCUUAUCAACUUUUUAGUUUAUUGCCCCAAAGGAACUGUUUUCAUAAAGUCUGUUGAUGCCUCUGGUGCUUCUAAAACUGCAGACACAUUGUUUAAGCUUUUCAAGGAAGUAGUGUUGUAUGUUGGCCCAGAAAACGUUGUUCAAAUCGCUACAGAUAAUGCUGCAAAUUAUAUUGUUGCUGGAAAGUUGUUGGAAAAGGAGUUUCCUAAGUUGUAUUGGUCUCCUUGUGCAACACACUGUAUUAAUUUGAUGCUACAAGACAUGGGGAAAUUAGAGGAAGUAAGUGGGGGCAGUGUCACAUGCUUCAAAAAUUACCAAAUACAUAUAUAA